Molecule: messenger RNA, 864 nt
Organism: Hirsutella rhossiliensis
Lineage: Eukaryota; Fungi; Ascomycota; Sordariomycetes; Hypocreales; Ophiocordycipitaceae
Product: glycosyl hydrolases family 16 domain-containing protein
Exons: 2
Coding region: 1-864 (287 amino acids)
Biological process (GO): carbohydrate metabolic process
Molecular function (GO): hydrolase activity, hydrolyzing O-glycosyl compounds
Source: RefSeq, a predicted model, not a curated record
AUGAUCCCCCAACGCACUCUCACGGCCAUAAUCGCCCUCGUCUCGGCCGCUUCUGCCUGGGACGCCCCCAACUACGCAGGCUUCGGCCGAGUAUGGCAAGAGACUUUUGCCGGAGCGAAGGGGUCCUCUCCGAACCGUGGAAACUGGAACAUCAUCGACGGCAACCUAGGCGUCAACAACGAACUGCAGACUUAUACGUCCAAGACGCGCAAUGUUCAGCUAAGCGGGGGCGGCACUCUGCAACUCGUCCCCUGGAAAGACGGCUCGGCUCCGCGCGGCUGGACAUCCGGGCGGCUCGAAGGCAGCCAUCUCGUGACCCCCGAGGCCGGCAAGGUGACGAGGGUCGAGGCGGCGGUGCGGUUCGGUGGCAACCCGGUCGACCGCAAGCAGGGCAUAUGGCCGGCCUUUUGGAUGCUGGGCCACGCGAUCCGCAACGGCGCGCCCUGGCCUGCUUGCGGGGAGAUUGACAUUAUGGAGUCCGUCAACGGCCAGCUGUCGGGAUAUGGCACGGUGCACUGCAAUGUCUUCCCCGGCGGUAUCUGCAACGAGGGAACCGGCAUCGGGGGCUCCACUGCCUUUCCCGAUCAAGGCUGGCACACGUGGAGAGUCGAGUUUGAUCGCAGACCCGGCAACUGGCUGGACCAGAGCAUCUCGUGGUACAUGGACGGCCGGCUGUUCCACCAAAUCAGAGGCAACCGCAUCAACAACCCUGGUGUUUGGGCAUCAUUGUGCAACAGCCCCCUUUUCUUUAUUCUGAACGUGGCCGUUGGCGGCAACUGGCCCGGGUAUCCGAAUGGCAAUACGUUCGACGGCUACGGCAGCAUGCUAGAGGUCGGCUACGUGGCCCACUAUACCGCCUAUUAA